UUAUAUAAACUUCCAGAACACAGUUCGAAACGAAGCCCUUAAAACUCUGAGUGAUCCUAUACAAACUGACCCAGCUGAGGGGCUAAUCUCAUAGCAAGAUGAAUCGAAGCGACGACAUGAAGCGGGCCUCGCUGGACGACUACAAAAAGAAUGCGAUGGCCUCCGUGGGCUGGGCGGUGGACGCCGACAUUCCCAUGGCGAAUGCGGAGAACCUGGCCAUUCUCAAGGAGAUUGCCGCCUUGAGGGCGCUGAAAGUGGAAGUGCAGCAGCGCAUGAAGUCUCUAGACGAACGCGAGCAGGCGGUGCAGCGGCAUAAACGCAACAUUGAGGCCACUAUCCAACAGAAUCAGACGCUAUAUAGCUCGUUGAAGGAUGACGAGAUCAAGGAGGCUCAUAAGGUGCAGCUGGUGAUCUUAGAGCGCAACAAGAUAAAGGAGGAUCUGCGGAAAAAUGAAAAGGAGUUGGAAGAGUUUACUGAAUAUUCCGAAGCCACAGAACGGAAAAUCUGCCAGAAAAAGCAAGAGAUAGACGAGCUGACGUCUCGCAUUAAGUCCGCGAAGACCACUUUGGUGGAGUGGACCGAGGCGAUGGAGGACGGGAACAAGGGCUACCAGCUGAUCGAAAAGUAUUAUUUGGACGACCAGCAGAAGGCUCGAGAGCUGAACACCAAGCGCCAAUUGCUGCAGGCGGAGAUUGACAAGCGGCGCAAGCAGGUGGUCCUACUCUACGAUGAACAAAUGACGCUGGAGAAGAAUCUGGAGCGGACCGCCUGCCUUUAUAGGGCGGCUCAUGUGGAACGGCGGCAGAUGGUAGAGACUUGGAAGAAUGCAGUGAAUCAGAUGACCCAACGAGAGAACAGCAUCCAGCGCAGCGAGGCGGAGUGCGCCGAGUUGGCCCAUAAGGCGCAGCAGACGGCUUUAGCCUACAAGGAGCACGAUAACCAGCUGAAUGAGGCGAUCGAGAACAAUCGCCAGGUGGAGAUUUCAAUUGAGGCAUUGAAUGAGGAGACCUCGGAGUUGAAGAACCAAAUACAGAUCCUGGUAGAUCAGUCGAUUCUGACGGAUCGCGAGCUCGACGGCCUGCGUAAGGAGCUGGAGAAUCUCGCGAACCGGGUGCACUUGCAGCGCGUGGAAAACCGCAGUCAGAUGAAGAAACGGGAUGAAAAGGAGAAAGAAAUCGAGAACUUCGCCUCUGUGAUGGAGAAGGUUGAGGCCAGACUAGCCUCCAUGCAGAACAAAGCUCUGAAUGCGGAUCAGCGUUUGCACAUUCUAGAAGAGAUGAUGGAGGCGGAGCAGACAGCGCUGCGCAAUCUGGAAAAAGAGCAGGAGAAGGUAAACGAUAUGGUGUACCGUACCCAAAAGCAGGUGGCAGAGCUGCAGGACGAGGAAAAGAUUUUGGUCGUACAGAAUGCCUCUCUGACCUCCAAUCUGACGGCCAUGAAGCGCAACCAGCAACUAGUUCACCAGGAACUGAAGCGCCAGACGGAGAUCCACUAUAAUCUCUCCUUUAAGUAUCUAGAGGCUGAGCGUCGUUAUGCCGAGCUCAAGGGUCAGUCCGACGAUCCCGAGGUAGAGGCGAAAAACCUUGAGCGACUGUCUCAUCUGGAACAGGAGUACGAAAAGCUGCAGCGUCUAAUCCUCAAUACGGAGGCUCAGAACAGGAAGCUCAACCACAAUAUGAACAAUCUGGUUGUUCAGUAUAAUAACGACGAAAAGGAACUCGAGAUGGUUAGGUUCAAGAUCAAGGAGGCUCAGGUUUACUGCGAGGGUACCGUGAAGAGAUUACGACAGAAUCGCUUCGAUAAUUCUGAACUUAUUGUGGAUCUCAACAUGGUGAAAAUGCGCUGCAACGAUCUCGAGGUGGGCAUCGGUGGCUGCGAGCAGGGCACCUACGAUUUGGAGCAACACCGUCUCGCUUUUCGCCGUGCCAUCAAAGAUCGAACUGUGGAGCUGCGCAGCCAGGAGGAAGUGCUUCUACUGAAGAAGAAGCACCUGAACGAGGAGCUCAGCACCUUGCGGGCCGACAUCGGCGAGCGAAGGAAGCAGAUUGAAGUGAUGAAAGCCAGAUUCGAACUCACUUCCAAGCUGCUGGGCAAGAACGAGGAUGGCAGCAUUAUGACCAGCACACAGCUUAAGGUGGCUAGCGCCCAGCAGCGCCAGUUGCUGGCCGACGAGGGUGACGCCCUUAACAAGAAGGUGCUCACGGCCGAGAAGGAGGUGGUCGCCCUGGAGAACACUCUGCGCCAGUUCGACGUGUCCAACAGCAAUUACCGCAAAACCUUUACAUCGGUCGACGACGAUUCGAUGGCAGAUCGUGAGAAAGCAGAGUUGGAGCUGCAGGAGGUGGAGGCUGCCCACUGCCGCGACCUAGAAAAACUGAAGGUGCUGCGAUGUAAGGCGCAACAUUACGAUCAAAAGCACGAGGCUCAGCGGGCCGAGGAGGAGGACCUGAUCAACAAGUUGGAGAAGGCGAAGGCGCAGCGCGCCGAGCACGCGGCUGUGCUGGAGAAGCUUGAGAAAGAAUUGGAUGAGCAGCGCCUGAAGCUGGAGCGGGCGCAGCGAGAGAUCCGGACGCAGUUGCGAGAGAUUCAGGCAAAGCCAAUCAGUGAGGAGUUUAUGGAGCAGUUUGAGCGGGAUCUCAAUGCGCAGGAGCUGGAGGCUCGCAACUCUAAGGCACUCAAUAUGCUGACCGAUCUGGCCAACAGCGACGAGUCGGGGCCGGAGAUCCUCAAUUUCAUGCUGAGCAAGGGUGUCAAGUUACCGAUGCACCUGAAACGCACUCGCAGUACCGUAUCCUGGGGCAGUUCCUCGGUCAAGUCUUCUGACACUGUGGGGUCCUACAUCAGUGUUAAGGGCAAGAGCUUCCUUGGCGGGGGAAUGAGUGCCAGGUCUUCGACAUCCGAUAUGAGCUCCCUCAAGGACGAUAGCUCCUCCACCACUUCGCGCUCGGGCCUGAGCGUUAUCUCUCUCGAGCUGCCCAUGCCGGCAAAGAAGAAAUGAUAUCACUCUAAAUCCAACUAAUUAGUUUACUUUAGUUAUAAAUUUUAUUCGGUUAUCAAUGAAAGUA
Molecule: messenger RNA, 3066 nt
Organism: Drosophila serrata
Lineage: Eukaryota; Metazoa; Arthropoda; Insecta; Diptera; Drosophilidae
Gene: Ccdc39
Product: Coiled-coil domain containing protein 39
Biological process (GO): epithelial cilium movement involved in determination of left/right asymmetry; cilium-dependent cell motility; inner dynein arm assembly
Cellular component (GO): axoneme
Source: RefSeq, a predicted model, not a curated record